UUUUUCCUUGCCAUUGUAGAACAAGAACAGGGGUACAACCUAAAAUGGAAAAUCGAAACGUGCAGAAAACACUGUGUGAUAUGAAAACAGAUCUGAACUUACUGCUUGAAUGCCUUAAAUACCAGAUGGACUGCCCUUUAUCUCAGAAAGAGGCUUUGAUCACUAUUUAUUCAAUUUGUCAACAAAACAGUGAAGCAAGUGAAUAUUUUCGAGAAAUUGGUGGUUUGAGGUUUAUAAAUGAUCUUGCAAAGUCAAGUGUCCAUUGCAUAGUAAAGGAAGCAGCUUUAUUUACGUUAGGAAUUAUAAUGGAGAGUAAUGUUUACUGUCAACAAUCUUUAUGUACUUCUGCAUUGUUUGAGGACCUCAUUUUAUUUUUAAUUAAUAAGGAUUCUGGUGUGAACUUGAAAAGAAUGUCUGUUUAUGUCAUCUUAGUACUGGUUUCAAAUAACAAAUAUGGGCAAACUUACGUCAGAGAAACAGGCUGCAUUGGUCUUCUGCUACAGUUAUUCAGAACAACUCUUUCCACAUCUGAGAUGAAUCUGUCAGAUGAAAAUACUUAUCAGUGCUAUCAACUGUGGUCUUCAGUCUGCAGUACUCUCUGUGCCUGCGUUAACAAUCCUCAGAACGAAGAUAAUCAAAGCAUUUGCUGUGCAGUUUUUCCAUAUGCAAAAGAAUGGCUAGAAAGUUGCACAGAGCCUGAGAUAGUUCGUCCUAUUUGUUCGUUUGUUGGCCUCACAGUUGCAAAUAACUCCACUGUGCAGAAAUACUUUGUUUCUGUUGGAGGACUGGAUACCUUAGCUAAAGUUCUCAUCAAGUUGAUGCAUGAUUCCUGUAUGAGUCACUCCAGCACAAAACUUGCAGUAGUAGUAACAAAGACUCUGGAUGCCUGCAUUGCUAAUGACUCUGCCAUGGGUGGUGCUUUGGUGAAGUAUCACACUGUGUCAGAGCUACUGAACCUGCUGUCUAAUGACACUUUGGAUACAGGAGAAAAAAUUAGUAUUAUUCUAACAAUUGGACAUUGUACUGAGGUUUGUGAAGAAAAUCAAUAUGAACUGCUUAAGAACAAUGGUCUUCCACUUAUGAUUCAGGUACUAACUGAGUCUCAAGAUGAGGAACUAAACAAAGCUGCUACUUUUGUGCUGCAAAACUGCAAACAAAUGACUGAACAAUUGUCCCUGAAAAUCAAUGAGAGUUCAUUAAAUGAGAAGAAUGCAGAUGAGUUGGAAGCAGACAUGCAAAUCAGAGAAAGAAGUCUACAGGACUACUGGAAGAAAGCAAAAGAAAUUUUACACAGAAUAAAAUUGAUUGAAAAAGAACAUGAUGAGGAAAGAGUGCAAGGAAGAGUAUUUGUUGAUAGACCUUCAGAAAACAGUGUUGAAGCAUCAAAAUACCCCAAAGUGAAUCCUAGUGGUCCAGAAACAUAUAUAGAAAGAACACAUAAAGAAAUACGUUAUCCACGAUUAACGUCUAAUUUGGAUGGUCCGGUUCUUGCUCUAGCUGUGAAUUCUCCCCUGAAAAAUGAAACAGUGAAUGCUAUGAAUCCAGUAAACACUUCUACUAGAAAAAGUGAACAGAAUGAUAUUCCACGGCCAGUUUGUGAAGUGCAGACAGACAGUGUACUUCAAAGUCAUCGUAAGUCGAGUGAAAAGAAAGGUGGUGAAAAAAGGCAGUCUGUUCUUCAAGUACAGAAAGGCUCAUUUAAACAACCAGCAAAGACUGUUAGAAAUAUGAAACAGGCGUGCACAUCAGACCACCAUUCAUUCUCAUCAGAGAUAACCAAGGAAGAAAAAAGUACCUUGACUACAACUGCAUCCCUUAAAAUGACAGAUUUAAGGUGUUUAGGUUGUACAACAGCAGGUCUGUCAUUCAAUAGUAAAACUUUUAGCAAGAUGCUGCGAAGUUGUCCAUACCUAUGCUAUCAUCACAAAGUCAUUCUGGAAGCUGAAGAAAGAUAUAAAAAGGAACUUAAGAAGUUGCCUGUUUCUAAUAACAGUAGAUAUGCAGCUUAUGAGAAAAUACUGCUGACCCCAAUAAAGAAAGGAAAAUCGCAUACAGAGACAUCAACUUUUAAGAGCAAAAAGGAUAAUUUCCAAAGUAUUCUUUUGACUCCGAUUAGAAAAAACAAAUCUGACACUUCCCAUAGAGAUGAACAUGAUAAAAAUACUCAGUUACCUGAAGAAUAUAACUUGCUACCAACAUAUGAAAAGUCUUUCCAAAAAAACCAGGAUGCUAACUUGAAGAGACAAUGUGUGAAAGAAAAGCACUGCCAGAAAUGUCAACAGUUAAAAGAAAAUUGUAUAUAUUCACUUGACGAAGAUGAGAACAAUGAGAGAGGCUCCCUGGAUAUAAACAUGAGAACUUUAAACAAGAAAAGAAGAAUCCGAAAAGAUUUCACAGAUGAAGAAAUUAAUUAUCUUUUAACUGGAGUAAAAGAAAUGGGUCAUCACUGGAAUUUGAUUUUGUGGUCCUAUCCAUUUCAGAAAGGACGGACAAACGUUGAUCUUUCCAGCAAAUACUACAAGUUGCAGAGGCAGGAAAAAAGCAAAAGUCAUCAAUAACAUCUUUCAAGAAUAUUUUCGAUUUUGAUGCGGAAAGUUGAAGAACAGCUUUAUUAACAGAGAGGUAUUACCACAAUGAUACAAGCCUUUUGAGAAUUUAGAUUGGUUUGAACUCAUGUUUUUCACUGCUAACAUUCAUUUACAGAAAUUGUUAUGCUUUGCAAAUUUCACUUAAAUGUAAUUAUUAA
Messenger RNA from Cygnus atratus (black swan), 2746 nucleotides. It is a transcript of the gene TERB1, whose product is annotated as telomere repeat binding bouquet formation protein 1. Bases 45 to 2558 code for a protein of 837 amino acids. Gene Ontology annotation, biological process: meiotic attachment of telomere to nuclear envelope; homologous chromosome pairing at meiosis. The transcript has 20 exons. Lineage: Eukaryota; Metazoa; Chordata; Aves; Anseriformes; Anatidae. The record is from RefSeq and is a predicted model, not a curated record.